Messenger RNA from Fragaria vesca subsp. vesca, 1360 nucleotides. RefSeq lists its product as uncharacterized. The transcript has 5 exons. NCBI's taxonomy places the organism in Eukaryota, Viridiplantae, Streptophyta, Magnoliopsida, Rosales, Rosaceae. Bases 175 to 1080 code for a protein of 301 amino acids. The record is from RefSeq and is a predicted model, not a curated record.
CUACUCUCUACUCCAAGUCUCUCUAUCAUCUCCCUUCAACUCCACCCUUUCCUCUCCUCUUCUCCCCCCAUUUUAAAAUACCCACAAAACCCACCAUUACACACCGCAAUCCUCCCGGAGCUCGAGGUCAGUUCCGUCUUUUCCACCUCAGAUUCCGGCGCAUUAUUGGCGGAAAUGAGCACUCCGGUGAGGAAGUCCCACACAUCCACCGCGGAUCUGCUCACCUGGUCCGAGACUCCGAUUGCCGACUCCCCGGCGCUCCCCUCUUCCGCUACUCGGCCUCACCAGCCGUCGGAUGGGAUCAGAAAGGUGGUGUUUGGAGGUCAGGUGACGGAUGAGGAGGUCGAGAGCUUAAACAAACGAAAACCUUGUUCAGGGUACAAGAUGAAGGAGAUGACUGGGAGUGGCAUUUUUGCUGGGGGAGCUGACGAUGAAGCAUCAGAACCUGGUAGUGCUAAUCCUACCCCAAAUAGCAAAAGUGGAAUCCGACUGUACCAGCAAGCGGUUGCUGGAAUCAGUCAUAUCUCAUUUGGUGAGGAAGAGGGUGUUACUCCCAAAAAGCCUACUACAAUUGCUGAAGUCGCAAAGCUGCGAGAGCUGAGUGGAACCUUGGAAACUGAGGCAGAGGCAGAGGCAAGGCUGAAGAAGCAGCUUUCAGAGUCUAAAUAUAAGGAGCUCAGUGGGCAUGACAUAUUUGCACCCCCACCUGAAAUUUUACCUAGGGAAACUACUGCUCCACGACAACUGGCUUUGAAAGGGAGCAUUCAAAUAGGAGAACCUACUUCACCCGUAUACGAGUCUGCUAAGUCUACUGGAGGUCAGAUCAAUGUUAUACCGGGUGAGGACCCUGUGUCCAAGACGGCGAAGAAGAUUUAUGAGAAGAAAUUUUCCGAGCUGUCAGGAAACGACAUAUUCAAGGGCGAUGUUCCUCCGUCCUCUGCUGAGAAACCACUGAGUGUGGCAAAACUGCGGGAGAUGAGUGGCAGCAACAUCUUUGCCGACGGGAAGGCAGAGGCUCGAGAAUAUUUGGGUGGCGUACGCAAACCCCCUGGUGGCGAGAGCAGCAUUGCCUUGGUUUAACUUGCUAGGUGGCCUAACUUGGUGAUUUUAUCACAUGGUGUCUGGUUUUGUUCUUUUUCUCUUCUAGUGGUGGAGGAUUGUUAUUAUAUAAUUUGACCUUUUCAUUGUGGGAUUUCUUGGAGUCAUGUUUUAGGUUAUAAGGUUUUAGAGCUAUGGACUAUCUCUGCUAAUUGGGUUGUGUAUGUCCAUAUUUAUGUGUUCUUCCAGUGCUUGGGCUGUUUCCCUGGGUUUAAUUUAAUCCAUCAUUUGUUGAUCCCCCUUGAUCAUGCAUUUUGCAUCA